AUGUCAAUGACCCUCGAAGAAGCUCAGGCUCCUCGCCAGCCCAAGCCCGUCCCCUCAGGUCCAGACAAUGUCCUCGAGCAGUUCAACCUCAAAGACCGCGUUGUCGUCGUCACAGGUGCCGCUGAAGGUAUUGGCGGCGCCGUCGUAGAUGCAAUGGCCGAAGCAGGCGCCAAUGUAGCACUCUGGUACCGAUCCAACGACAAGGCCAUCGCAAAAGCCGAAGAGCUAGCAAAGAAGCAUGGAAACAAAUUUAAGGCAUAUCAGAUUGAGAUCUCAGACCCGGACAAGGUGAAAGAGUUGGUUGCCAAGGUCGUUGAAGACUUUGGAAGACUGGAUGUCAUGGUUGCAAAUGCUGGUAUGGCCAUCUCGAAGCCCAUCUUGGAGACCAGUGUCGAAGAGUACAAGAAGCAGUUUGCUGUCAACGUCGAUGGUGUCUUCUACUGUGCCAAAUAUGCUGGCGAACAGUUCAAGAAGCAGGGCAAAGGCAACCUGAUCAUCACAUCGAGUAUCUCAGCACAUAUCGUCAACGUUCCUGUUGACCAGCCCGUCUACAAUUCCACAAAGGCAGCCAUCACUCACCUGGGCAAAUCGCUAGCUAGAGAGUGGCGCGAGUUUGCUCGCGUAAAUAUCGUCUCACCUGGCUUCUUCAAUACCAAGAUGGGUGCUGGAGAAAGUGUCAUCAACGAGGCAUAUCGCAUGACUCCAAUGGGCAGACAGGGUGAUGUUCGCGAGAUUAAGGCUCUCUACCUAUACCUUGCCAGUGACGCUAGCAGCUACCAAACCGGUAGUGACACUGUCAUUGAUGGAGGCUACAUCUUACCUUGA
Aureobasidium melanogenum CBS 110374 is the source of this 825-nucleotide messenger RNA. Its product is annotated as NAD(P)-binding protein. The coding region runs from base 1 to 825 and encodes 274 amino acids. The record is from RefSeq and is a predicted model, not a curated record. Gene Ontology annotation, cellular component: intracellular anatomical structure. Lineage: Eukaryota; Fungi; Ascomycota; Dothideomycetes; Dothideales; Saccotheciaceae. Gene Ontology annotation, molecular function: oxidoreductase activity, acting on NAD(P)H, oxygen as acceptor. The transcript has 4 exons.